This is a messenger RNA of Lentinula edodes (shiitake mushroom), 1206 nucleotides long. RefSeq names its product alpha/beta-hydrolase. The coding region runs from base 1 to 1206 and encodes 401 amino acids. The transcript has 3 exons. Gene Ontology annotation, molecular function: hydrolase activity. NCBI's taxonomy places the organism in Eukaryota, Fungi, Basidiomycota, Agaricomycetes, Agaricales, Omphalotaceae. The record is from RefSeq and is a predicted model, not a curated record.
AUGUCAUUCUUCUUCCGCACGCAACCACUCAAGGCAGUAUACAUGACUUGCUUCAUUCUAUCUGUCCUUGGUAGAAUUCCAUUUUGGGCCAUGACUGCAGCAAUUCCUGCAUUGCGUCCCCGCAAGGCAUGGUCAAAUCGUCGUACUCUGAUAUUUCAUACAAUCAAUGCCUUCAUGAGUACAUUUUUCCAAGUCGGAUUCAUGUAUAGUACUGGCGAGGAUCCUGAGGCAGUUGCCGCCUCUUCAACUGCUUCAGAAGUUGGUUUUGUAUGGGUUGAGCCAUUGGAAGAGACGGAAAUUGUUGGCGAGGUCGCAGAGGCAGCAAAAGUGAACAAUGUCACAGUUGUAAAAACAGCAGGAUACUGGUACCCUCCUUCUAUGCAGCCAAAUGGUGAGCAGCCAGCUGCGGAUGAACAGGUUAUAUUACAUAUACAUAGUGGCGGCCAUGUCAUGGGCUCGGCUCAUCCUCAUGGAGGACCCGCUGGUCCGGUGUGCUCAGGCUUGCUUGAGCACUGUGUGCAGAUUAAGCGAGUUUUUUCCUGUGGAUAUCGGCUAGCUUCAUCUGCUCCAUACCCUUCUAAAAAUCCAUUCCCUGCUGGCCUCUUUGAUGUCAUUUCAGGGUACAAAUACCUUAUCAAGCUUGGUUUCAGGCCACAGAAUAUUGUUGUAUGUGGUGAUUCAGCGGGAGGUAAUCUUGCUAUGGCAUUGACAUUGUAUGCCACUCGAAACAAGCUUCCUAGUUUACCUAUCCCAGGAGGUCUUGUCUUGAUUUCCGCAUCAGUGGAAUGGGAGAUCACUCAUAAUGGGCCCGAAUCUUCUUGGACAACAAAUGCCUGCAGUGAUUUUAGCAAUCUAUUUUACACAAAAGGAUACACUGCUCGGAGCCUCCUGGGCAGCUUGGCACCUGCUACAAUUGCAACAAGUCCUUGGAUCUCCCCAGCUUCCCUCAAGCUUGAUCAUUCAGUUGUCAAAAACCUUUUUGUAGGCUUUCCAAUGACUUAUAUCAUUGCCGGUGGUGCUGAGACUGCACGCGAUGCUCUUGUUACAUUACGGGACCGUCUGCAGGAAGAUAUUGGGAGUGACAAGAUUACAUACACUGAAGUCAAGGAUGGGACCCAUGACAUUGUUACAAUGGAUUGGUAUGAACCUGAGAGGACCGAAAUCUUCAAGGACAUUGCCUUGUGGAUGGAUAAAGUAUAUUCCUAA